Carya illinoinensis is the source of this 858-nucleotide messenger RNA. Its product is annotated as protein FAR1-RELATED SEQUENCE 5-like. The coding region runs from base 1 to 858 and encodes 285 amino acids. Gene Ontology annotation, biological process: regulation of DNA-templated transcription. The record is from RefSeq and is a predicted model, not a curated record. The transcript has a single exon. Lineage: Eukaryota; Viridiplantae; Streptophyta; Magnoliopsida; Fagales; Juglandaceae.
AUGCAGUAUAAGAAUGAUGGGUUUUACUCAUCGAUGGAUUUGGAUGAUGAUGGUCGAUUAAAAAAUGUCUUAUGGGCCGAUGCACGCAGCAGAGCAGCGUAUGAGUAUUUUGGGGAUGUUGUGACAUUUGAUACAACAUACCUAACAAAUAGAUAUGGUAUGCCAUUUGCCCCGUUUGUUGGUGUUAACCACCAUGGUCAGUCAAUACUUUUGGGAGCGAGUUUGAUAUCAAGUGAAAAUACUGAAACAUUUGUUUGGUUAUUUGACACUUGGUUGAAAUGCAUGGAUGGGAGGGCGCCAAAAGCUAUCAUUACUGAUCAAGACCGGGCCAUGAAAAAUGCUAUAGUAAUAGUCUUUCCAAAUACUCGAGAUAGAUAUUGUUUGUGGCACAUAAUGAGAAAAUUACAAGAGAAGUUGGGUUCAUAUGCUGAAUUUAAGUCUGGUUUAAAAAGUGGAUUGCAGAGAUGUGUUUAUGAUUCUCAGACUUCUGAAGAGUUUGAGACGUCUUGGGAGGUAUUUACUGAUACCUACAAUUUGAAGGAAAAUGCAUGGCUUCAAAGUCUCUAUAAUGAGCGAAUGUAUUGGGUUCCUGUAUACCUGAAAAAUACAUUUUGGGCCGAGAUGAGCACAACUCAGAGGAGUGAGAGCAUGAAUGCCUUCUUUGAUGGAUAUGUACAUUCAGGGACUACAUUGAAAGAAUUCGUCGAUCAAUUCGACAAUGCACUGAGGAAGAAAGUAGAAAAUGAGAUGGCAGCGAAUUUUCACUCAUUCAAUGCCACAGUACCUUGUAUAUCUCAUUUACCCUUGGAGAAAAAAUUUCAGGCAGUGUACACGAAUUCAAAAUUUAAGGAAGUGUAG